Acomys russatus (golden spiny mouse) is the source of this 1043-nucleotide messenger RNA. RefSeq names its product endothelin-1-like. NCBI's taxonomy places the organism in Eukaryota, Metazoa, Chordata, Mammalia, Rodentia, Muridae. The transcript has 5 exons. Gene Ontology annotation, molecular function: hormone activity; endothelin B receptor binding; endothelin A receptor binding. Gene Ontology annotation, cellular component: extracellular region. Gene Ontology annotation, biological process: intracellular calcium ion homeostasis; regulation of vasoconstriction; regulation of systemic arterial blood pressure by endothelin. Bases 486 to 1043 code for a protein of 185 amino acids. The record is from RefSeq and is a predicted model, not a curated record.
GGUGUUUUCUUUUUCUUAGCCCUGCCCCUGGAUUGUCAGACGGCGGGCGUCUGCCUCUGAAGUUAGCCGUGAUUUCCUCUAGAGCCGGGUCUUAUCUCCGGCAGCACGUUGCCUGUGGGUGACUAAUCACACAAUAACAUUGUUUGGGGCUGGAAUAAAGUCGGAGCUGUUUACCCCCACUCUAUAGGGGUUCAAUAUAAAAAGCCGGCCGAGAGCUGUCCGAGCCAGACGCGUUCCUGCACCAACGCUGCCAGCACUACCCAGACUAAACUGCUGUCCUAGCGCACUGCCUCCCAGGCUGCCCGCGACGCUUUCGCUCCGGUGAGAGGGCCACUUGCUGCGGACCGCGCUGAGAUCUCAACAACCAGAGGCGAUCACAGCGACCAGACACCGUCCUCUUCGUUUUGCACUGAGUUCCAUUUGCGAUCGAGUUUUUUUCUUUUUUCUUUUCUUUUUUUCCCUUCUUCUUUUGAUCCCUUUGCAGAAUGGAUUAUUUUCCCGUGAUCUUCUCUUUGCUGUUUGUGGCUUUCCAAGGAGCUCCAGAAACAGCUGUCCUAGGAGCAGAGCUCAGCCCCGGAGCUGAGAAUGGAGGGACGAGCUCCCCUCCCAGCACAUCCUGGAGACCCCGCAGGUCCAAGCGUUGUUCCUGUUCUUCCUUGAUGGACAAGGAGUGUGUCUACUUCUGCCACCUGGACAUUAUCUGGGUCAACACUCCCGAGCGUGUUGUUCCAUAUGGACUGGGAAGCCCUUCCAGGUCCAAGCGUUCCUUGAAGGACUUCCUUCCCACAAAGGCCACCAACCAUGGGAAUAGAUGUCAGUGUGCCCACCCAAAGGACAAGAAGUGCUGGAGUUUCUGCCAAGCAGGAAAGGAACUCAGAGCCCAGAACACCAUGCAGAAAGGCUUAGGAGACAUCGGGAAAAGAGACGCUUAUUCCAAGCCGGGAAAGAAGUCUAUCUAUCAGCAGCUGGUGGAAGGAAGAAAAGUCCGAAGGUUGGAGGCCAUCAGCAACAGCAUCAAGACAUCGUCCGUGUCGCAAAGUUGA